Messenger RNA from Parasteatoda tepidariorum (common house spider), 741 nucleotides. The record is from RefSeq and is a predicted model, not a curated record. Lineage: Eukaryota; Metazoa; Arthropoda; Arachnida; Araneae; Theridiidae.
UAACAUGUUAUCACAAUUAGCGCAGCCAUUUCUUUUAUAAACAACAGAAAGACCGUUCUAAGUCUUUUAAAAUUUGUAAUUACGCAGUAAUUUAGACACACAAAAAUAAUGCUCGUAAAAUUCUGGAGUCUCCGCACCGCUCUGUGCUUGGCACUAUUUUUAAGAAUAGAGGCGGAACUGUCCGUAGAAAAAAAUGCUUAUCAAAAUGUGGUGGUGUCGUUUUCAUCGAAAUUACCCCCAGAAGAUGGCAUCAGUUUAGUGGACUCCAUGCAGAAAAUCUUCAAUGAAGCUUCAUCAGUUCUUCAUACAGCAGUUGGUUUGAGGAUUGGAAGUGUGACUUUUCAUUUGCCUCGGACAUGGAAUUCUUCCCAUUGGUCAAAUGUUGGUUCUGUUUCAUCUUACAAUGCAAAAACUGAACCAGAGAUUCAAGUGACGUCAUUGACAGACAGUGCAUUCGGAAAACAACCUAUCGCCCACCAGUAUGGAGGCUGUGGAGUUUCUGCCCUUGGGAUAUCGAUUCCCAGUGAAUUCUUAUUGGCUGAAGAAGAAUCGUUUCCAAAAGGAAAAACUCUGGCAAGAGAAUGGUUGAAAUAUCGAUAUGGAGUUUUUGAUGAAAAUGGUUUUCUAGAUGAUCCUAUGUAUCCCACGCAUUACACCAUUCCCGGCAGUGACGAAAUUCAUAGUACUGACUGCACAUCUCCAAAAAUAGGUUAUUCAAUCAUGUAAGGAUGGCUGUACUUU